Podarcis lilfordi (Lilford's wall lizard) is the source of this 1807-nucleotide messenger RNA. Lineage: Eukaryota; Metazoa; Chordata; Lepidosauria; Squamata; Lacertidae. The record is from the annotation of a GenBank genome assembly.
AUGAUAUUCUCUCAGGGUAUGUAUCCACGCCAUAUAUUUAAAGCAAUAUCAUACCACUCAUGGAUUCCCCCAAAGAAUUUUGGGGGUGGUAGUUUAAGAGUGCUGAGAGUUACUCAGAGACCACUCUUGCUCUCCUAGAGCUACAAAUUUCAGAGCAGUUUAAUGAUCCAUCCCUCUUCACAUGGAGAAUUGUAGUUUUGUGCGGGGAACAGGGGCCUCCUAACUACUCUCAGCACCAUGAACAAACCACAACUCCCAGAAUCCUUGGGGAAAACCGUGGCUGUUUAAGGUAGUAUGAUAGCCACUCAAAUGUAUGGUGUAAAUGUGGCCUGAGUGUUUCUAAACUGCAGAACUGUUUUAUUUAAUUUUGUUUAUAACCUUGUUUAUAACGUUGCUUUUAAAGAUGAGUCCAUGUAUUGUUUUUUAAUCCUGUUCUUUCUGUUCUUCUCCCCACCCCCGAUCAUUUGCCUUCCAGUUUGUGGGCCAAACAUCGACAUUCGUAACAAUGUGGAGCAGUUCAAGCAGCUGGACGACUGUACGGUGAUUGAAGGGUACCUCCGAAUUUUGUUGAUCAGCCAAGCCGAGGACUUCAGUCACUACCGCUUCCCGAAACUCACAAUGAUCACAGACUAUCUGCUGCUGUUCCGUGUGGCGGGCUUGGAGACCCUCAAAGACCUCUUCCCCAACCUCACAGUCAUCCGCGGCAAGAACCUUUUCUACAACUACGCAUUGGUCAUCUUUGAGAUGACUAACCUCAAGGAAAUUGGACUGUACAACCUGAGGAACAUCACCCGGGGGGCCAUCCGGAUCGAAAAGAAUUCUGACCUGUGUUACCUCUCUACCUUGGACUGGUCUCUGAUCUUGGAUGCUGUUUCAAACAACUACAUCGUGGGGAAUAAACCGCCAAAGGAGUGCGGGGACUUGUGUCCGGGGACAGCCGAGGAGAAGCCGCUUUGUGAGAAGACAUCCAUUAACAACGAAUACAGCUAUCGCUGCUGGACUUCCGGCCACUGCCAGAAAAGUAAGCAUGGGUGGUUAACUUCUGCCCCCUUCUAAAAAGCAUUUCGUUAAGGAAUAACACUCCUCUCCACCUCUUAUAACGCAUACACCUGACAUGUUAUCGUUGACAGGAGCUGUCUGUGAAAAGGCACGGUUUCAAAACCAGUGUGGAUUUGGGUAGAAAUGACCUUGAAAUGGCAGAUAAUUCUGUUUGCCCACUUCUUGAACUAAAUUCUAGAAUAAGACAGAGAAGGAUCAGGUGUUAUAUAUUUAUUGCAGGGGUGGGGACACCUAUGGCUGUUCAGAUAUUUGUGGACUACAGCUUCCAUCAGCCGCAGCUAGCAUGGCUAGUGGCCAUGAAUGAUGGAAGCCAUAGUCCAGUAACAAUGGAAGGCCACAGGUCCCCCAUCCCUGAUCUUUUUAUACCCAUCUUUGCUUUCAUGAUGGAAUUUGAGGUCAUGGAGAUAUUCAGAGUUGUAUCCAGUGGUGUAAUUUAGCUGAUGGUAAGGAAGCAUCAGUGGAAGGGGGAGGGAAACAAUUUUCAAUCAUUUGCCCUCUCUAAAUCUGCUCAAGAACAUUGUGGGAAACUCGAAAGCAUAUUUAGGGGCGAGGUAUUUCUUGUGGGGGUGCAAGGAGGUGGGGGGGAUAGUUGAAAAUGGUUUCCCUCCAAAUUGCACUGAUGGACACCUCAGUGUCUUCUGAGCAAUGCCAUUGGAUAAAACCCAGACUCCCUAGGUGUUCUCUUCUUCCAGGCGCUGACCAGAUUAGCUACAGCAGUUGUCGUUCUCUGGUGUCCCUUGAACCAUAG